AUGGCUGAAGCAAUGAUAACUGUAAUGUUAACACAAUUGGCUGAAAUCACGGAAGAACAGAUCCGAAAGCAGGUGAGAUUAGUUGUGGGGGUCAAAAAAGAUAUCGAAAAACUCACCAGCGGAUUGGAAUCCAUCCGAUCUGUGCUUGUUGAUGCUGAAAAGAGACAAGUGAAGGAUGAAUCAGUCAAAUUGUGGUUAGAAAAGCUCAAAGACUUAGCCUAUGACAUGGACGAUGUGUUGUCUGAAUGGUUAACUGCAAUCCGAAAGGCGAAAACUGAAGGUGUUGAAGAUUCAUCCCUUUCCAAGAAAAAGGUAUGGUCUUUUAUCUCUUUACCUAGCCUUCGAUUUAGGCGAUUUGCCCUACGUCGUGACAUAGCUCUCAAGAUUAAGGGCAUUAAGGAAAGACUCGACGUUAUUGCCACCGAGAAGAAUAGGUACAAUUUUAAUACGUUAACGGAGAGUGGUGAUCCUGAGAGAUUAAAAACUAACUCUUAUAUUGAUGUAUCUGAAGUACGAGGUCGAGAUGUGGAUAAGAAUACUCUUGUAAGCAAGUUGUUGUCUGAGAGUAGCCAAAGUGAUGGAUUCCAUGUUGUUUCUGUAGUCGGCAUGGGGGGAAUUGGUAAAACAACUCUAGCACAAAUGGUUUACAAUUGUGAUUCUGUAGAGCAAGAUUUUGAGAGAAAAAUGUGGGUAUGUGUUUCUGAGCCUUUUGAUGAAGUUCGAGUUGCAAAAGCGAUUGUUGAAGACCUUGAAGGUAAUGCUCCGUUUUUAUAUGAACUUGAAACUGUAUUGCGCCGUCUUAGGAACGCUAUUUCAGGAAAGAAGUUCCUGCUUGUGCUAGAUGAUGUGUGGACAGAUGACUACAGGAAAUGGGAACAAUUGUUCAACUCUCUCAAAAUUGGUGCAUCUGGAAGUAAAAUUCUAGUGACGACGAGAAACGAGAGAACCGCAAAAAUGUUGAGAAGUAGCUAUGAGCUUCAUUUGGGGCAGUUGGCAGACGAGGACAGUUGGUCGCUAUUCAGUCAAAUAGCGUUUUUUGAAAGAAGUAUAGAGGAUUGUGAAGAAUUGGAAGGAAUUGGAAGGAAAAUAGCUGACAAGUGCCGGGGCAUACCUCUUACUGUAAAGACUAUUGGCAGUCUUAUGCGGUUCAAGAAUUCUUUACAAGAUUGGCAGAAUGUUCUGAAUAGUGAAUUCUGGGAAUUUGAAGGAGCAGAAAAAGGUCUCUUUCCUCCUUUGAUGUUGAGCUACUUCGAUUUGCCCUCGACAAUGAAAAGGUGCUUUUCGUUUUGUGCUUUCUUUCCAAAACAUCACGUCAUCAACGCAAGCAAUUUGAUCAAACUCUGGAUGGCGCAAGGCUAUCUCUGCCCUGAGAAAAAUGUAGAAAUGGAAGUAUUAGGUGAGGAAUACUUGCAAAAUUUGGCUAUGAGGUCUUUCUUCCAAGAGAUAGAAAAGGACAAGGACGGUAAAAGGAUUUUAAGAUUUAAGAUGCACGACAUGGUUCAUGAUUUUGCGCAGUAUCUUACCAAGAGAGAAUGUUCUGUGGUGGAGGUUGAUGGGGAGCUAGCAGUAAAUUUGGGAUCGUCUUAUAAAACGACUCGUCAUUUGACCCUGGUACGUGCAAAAGGCGUCCGUUUUCCUACAUCCAUUGCUAAUGCGGGAAAACUACACUCGUUUUGGGUUCAAUCUUUCUUUGAUACGCCUCCAAUUAUCAGUGAAUUGGACAAGAUUGAGCCAGAUUUAUGCAAUCGCUCGGCAUGUCUCAAGGUGUUAGAUUUAAGUCGUAACAGGUUGGGAUUGGGUUACGUGACAAAUGCUGACGAGGCCCGGAUAGCAGAGUUGAGUGAAAAGAAACAUAUUUCGGACUUGCACCUUGACUUCAAUUCUAAGGCUCAAACAGGCAACCAAGACGAAGUGAUUGAAGCUCUUCAGUUGCACCCUGGGUUGCAAUCUUUAAAAAUAAGUUCAUAUGGAGGCACACGAUUCGCCAAUUGGAUGGUAACUUUAACCAGCCUGAAAGAUCUUUCACUUCAAGAGUGCCAAAAUUGCACAAUUUUGCCUCCUCUUGGAAGGCUUCCGUCCCUGGCAACUCUACAUAUAGGUGGUCUGCAUAAUCUGAAAUCUCUUGGGCUCGAAUUUUUGGGUGCAACAGACAAUGUGAAUGAUCAAAUCACAACAGAUAGCAAAGACAGAUCAUUGGCAUUAUCAUCAGCUGAAAAUAUUGCAUUCCCAAAGUUGAAUAAACUGAAAUUUUCAAACAUGGGAAGUUGGGAAGAAUGGAACAUGAUCAGAGCUGCAAAUGAACACAUCAAGAUCAUGCCUAGACUCCGCUUUUUGAAACUUUACAACUGCAGCAAUCUGAAGGCACUGCCGCAUCUUCUCUUCAAGGCAGCACCAUUAAGGAAGUUGCAUAUCCAGAAUUGUCCGCUCAUACAGCAGAAAUACAAGAAGGAAACUGGAGACCAAUAUUGGAUUAGUAUUUCCCAUAUCCCAAAGCUCAAAAUAUCGUAG
Molecule: messenger RNA, 2508 nt
Organism: Olea europaea var. sylvestris
Lineage: Eukaryota; Viridiplantae; Streptophyta; Magnoliopsida; Lamiales; Oleaceae
Product: putative disease resistance RPP13-like protein 1
Exons: 2
Coding region: 1-2508 (835 amino acids)
Biological process (GO): defense response to other organism
Molecular function (GO): ADP binding
Source: RefSeq, a predicted model, not a curated record